ACCCUCACAGCCGAAAUCAGAAACCCUAGUUUUCACAAAUUGGGAAAAAUCGGAAGAGAGAAAAGGGGCGGUGGUGCUGGAGAAGAAAGCAGGAGAGUUUUUUUUUUCUUUGUGAAGCAUGGCGGAGCAUUUGGCUUCUAUAUUCGGCACGGAGAAAGAUAGAGUGAAUUGCCCUUUCUACUUUAAGAUCGGUGCGUGUCGGCAUGGUGACCGCUGCUCGAGGCUUCACACAAAGCCUAGCAUCAGCCCUACCUUAGUGCUGUCUAAUAUGUACCAGCGCCCUGAUAUGAUUACCCCUGGUGUUGACCCACAAGGCCAGCCCCUUGACCCUCGCCAGAUCCAGCGCCACUUCGAGGACUUCUAUGAAGAUUUGUUUGAAGAGCUUAGCAAAUAUGGAGAGAUUGAAAACCUUAACAUCUGCGACAAUUUAGCUGACCAUAUGGUUGGUAACGUUUAUGUCCAGUUCAGAGAGGAAGAUCAUGCUGCAAGUGCUCUUCAGAAUCUUACUGGAAGAUUUUACGCAGGACGUCCAAUCAUUGUCGACUUCUCUCCAGUGACUGAUUUUCGGGAAGCCACUUGUAGGCAGUAUGAGGAAAAUGUAUGUAACCGAGGUGGCUAUUGCAACUUCAUGCAUCUGAAAAAGAUAAGCAGGGAGCUGAGAAAGCACUUAUUUAAGAGCAGGCGCAGACGCAGCCACAGUAGAAGCCGAAGCCCACGUGGUCAUCGCAAUUAUGAUGAGCGUCCACCUGGAGGCCGUGGUUUUGGUAGAAGAGGAGGUGGAGGAGGUGAUCACCGCUACAAUGAUAGAGGGAGGAGACCUAGGAGCAGAAGUCCUGGACGAAGGAGUGGACACAGCAGAAGUCCCGGGGGUAGGAGAAAUAGAAGUCCAAUUAGGGAAGGAAGUGAGGAGAGAAGAGCAAAGAUUGAGCAAUGGAACAGGGAAAGGGAAGAGGCAGGAUCUGGGAGGAAUCAUGGCAGUAGUACGCGUAGGGAAGACAGGGAUGGCAGUGCUGAGAGAAGGGCAAAGAUUGAGCAAUGGAAUAGGGAAAAAGAAGAGGCAGAAUCUGCUAAAUACAAUAAUUUUGACACUGAUAAUGGCAAGAGUGAUGGUGGUGAUCACUAUGGAGAACAGUUUGAUGAUGAUUACCCGAAGCAGCAGUAGGUAGCAAAUGGAAGUUAUGGCUACUGAUAGUAGUGUUACUCUGGUUAGUGGCACUGCCAUUUAUGUUUUUUGUUCCUUUCACCUGAAUGUCUUUCAGUCAUAGUGGCACAUUGCAGAAGUAUAGCUCACUGUCCAUUUUCCACUGUGCAGGGUGGAGUACAGGUCCACUGUGCUGUGAUUUUGAAAAAAGCAUAACCCUUCUAUUGUCUUCUUUUUACCAUGUUUAAAAGGACAGGACUUUGUUUAGGAGGGAUCAUAGAGAGGCCUACUUAGGAACAUUGCCAUUUUCCCGACUCUGAUGCAUCAGUUGCUCGUACAGUGAAGCUUGCAAUGAUCAAAAUCUCAUGCUAAUCUUCCAAUGUCUUUUUUUUUCCUGUCUCCUGCUGACUACUAUUUUUAUAAUUUAGGUAACCCCCACCAGCAGUAAAAUAUCACCUGUUAAUUGGUAAAUGACUGUUUUCCUUAUCGAAAUAGAUAAAAUGAUUUUUUAACUUUAGGUCCUAUGGUCAAAUGGUUUUCCCUCUCCUCCUAGGUUUACUCUUCCUGAAAUAAAGAUGAAGAAGCAUUUUAUAGGAUGAUUGUGACUUGAAAAUUUAUCCCUUCUAUAAUUAUAAGCCGAUCUUAGCUUUGUUAAUUGCCUACAGUAUUGAGGCUUCUCUCUUUUCAGGAUACAGUUAGAGUUUGUCAUUCUUAGAAGAUUGAUCUUAUGCAUUCCAAGUUUUUGCAGGUUAAAAGGUUCCUGCUUUGCAGCUUACAAUGGUACUUGUAUACAGGUUUUCUCUGCUGCAGACGAGUCCACUGGACUUUUAACAUGCUAGGGAUGGUGAGAAGUGAAGGAAGAGAGUUCAUGGGCCUAUGAAGUUCUAGUUUCCAUUUUGGGGUUUUACCAUUUGUUAGGCAUUACAGGUUUUUAUCCUCGAAGACAAUUGUGCUGUGUAUAACUGUAUUGUCCGUCACAUGUUGGAUUGAGUUCAUUUCAGUGUUUGCUUGUGUUAUUUUAAGUGGAAUGCAGGUUUCUGUUGAACAGCUUUGUUAAAGAGAGCAGGAUAUUUAUUUGGCAGUUGCUAGCCUGCAGUGUAUACUUAUUUUGCAGUUCCUUUCA
Messenger RNA from Nicotiana tabacum (common tobacco), 2264 nucleotides. RefSeq names its product splicing factor U2af small subunit B. Gene Ontology annotation, biological process: mRNA splicing, via spliceosome. Gene Ontology annotation, cellular component: U2AF complex. Gene Ontology annotation, molecular function: RNA binding; metal ion binding. Lineage: Eukaryota; Viridiplantae; Streptophyta; Magnoliopsida; Solanales; Solanaceae. The record is from RefSeq and is a predicted model, not a curated record.